AUGGCGAGGGACUCCACUUGCGAAGCGUCGUGGGAAGAGGCGGCCUUCCAGUGGCAACGGCCACGGCGCCCGGAGGAGCCGGGGGUGAGGGACGUGGCCGUCGACCCCUUCUCGCUCCGGCAGUUCUCCCGCGUCGACAUCGAUCGGCCGUUGCCCAUCCCCGCCGUCUCGGUGGACGACCGCCGCGUGUCGCCGGCCCGGUUCCACGGCGCGAGCGUUUCUCCGGUCGGCUCCGCGUCAUCGUCCCCGUCCCCGCGCGCGUCAACCGCCGGCGAUCUGAAGGCUCCCACCGCGCCAACCGGGUGGGACGGCGCGCGCCCGAUCGCGAUCGCGCACUCCGGGGCGCUGCUAAGGAGCAAGCUGUCCGCCGGCGGGGAGACGGAGCUAGCGGACGCCGGGUUCGACGUUCCCCUGUCGUCGACGGAGCGGAACAAGGCCAGAGAGCCGCAGCGCUUGGGCAGCGACGUCCCGCUGAUCGCUGCUGCGGACGCCGAGGAGUACUCCUUCGGCGGCUACGCCACCAAGGACGCCCGGGGCAAGCAGGCGAAGCACGCCGGCAAAGCGCCGUUCACGUGCUGCAUGUUCGUCCCUGGGCUCACCAGGAGGAUCAUCAAACCUCCGACGUCCACGGCAACAGCAACGGCGGCGGCGCGCUCUUCGUCAUCGGGCACGUUCGGCAAAACCGCCAGCGUGCAGCUGCAGCCCGUCGACCCAGGCACGUGCUCGGCUCGACCAAGCACCAUGUCGCUGGCCGUGUCGCUCGAGCGCUUCGACUGCGGCGCCCUGUCGACGUCAUCGUCCCCGCGAGGCCUGGGCCUCGACGACGGCGACGACCCCUCGGCGUCGUCCUACUUCGACCUGCCGCUGGAGCUGAUCCUGGGCUGCGACGCGGAAGACGAUGCCGACCUGCCGGUGUGCGCCGCGUUCUUGUUCGACAGCGACGGCAUACGGAAGAGCGUGCUCAAGCGGAGGUUGGAAGCUGGCGCCGGCUGGGAGCCGCGGCGCCCGUCGUUGGGGAAGGUGUCCAUGGACGCGUCCGGCAGGAUAUCGAAUGCUCAGGUUCGGGUCUCCUUGAAGUCGAGGUCGCCGUAA
Molecule: messenger RNA, 1092 nt
Organism: Miscanthus lutarioriparius
Lineage: Eukaryota; Viridiplantae; Streptophyta; Magnoliopsida; Poales; Poaceae
Source: the annotation of a GenBank genome assembly